AUGAAGAAUUUUCCAGUUUUUGUGUUUCCCGUAUCAUUAGAAUUUUACUUAAAUGCUAGACACACUCACAAACAAUUGUUAACGGUUUAUAAUCCAUAUGAUUUCUCUGUGAAUUUCAAAGUAUUGUGCACUUCACCCAAUAAGUUUACUGUGAUUGACCCAGAAGGUGUGAUUGCACCACAAAGUUGUAUUGAUAUAGUGGUUCGAUAUACUCAACCUUCAGCAGCGCAUUGCAACACAACGGAAAAAUUCAGAAUAACAAUGUAUGAUAGAAAUACCCAGCAGGCUCUAGGUAAAAGAGACAUUCCCACUAAAUUAAUAGAAGGAGAACCACUUAACACUAUGCAAGAAAGUUUAGGGGAUAGUUUUCAUCCAUUAACAACUAAAGCUCAAACUAUCAAGCCCACAGAAGAACUUGCAAGAAUUACUUGUAAUCACCCCCUACAUCACAGGGACCAACAACCAAUCAAUGUUGUUGCAGUGGCAGUAAGCAUAUGUUGCAUAUCAGCACUCUUGUUGCCCACCCAGCCAGAGCAAACUGCUCCUUCACAAUUACCAAAUUGGCUUCACAUUGGUUCAAAUCUCAAAUUAGUGUUUUCUUUUGUACUCGGUUUGGUCUAA
Molecule: messenger RNA, 621 nt
Organism: Parnassius apollo (apollo)
Lineage: Eukaryota; Metazoa; Arthropoda; Insecta; Lepidoptera; Papilionidae
Source: the annotation of a GenBank genome assembly